Messenger RNA from Liolophura sinensis, 2237 nucleotides. Its product is annotated as guanine nucleotide-binding protein-like 3 homolog. Gene Ontology annotation, molecular function: GTP binding. The record is from RefSeq and is a predicted model, not a curated record. The transcript is spliced from 17 exons. Gene Ontology annotation, cellular component: nucleolus. Lineage: Eukaryota; Metazoa; Mollusca; Polyplacophora; Chitonida; Chitonidae. The coding region runs from base 552 to 2087 and encodes 511 amino acids.
GUAUUUUCAGAUUCCGUGAGUCUCUAUCAAUGGUUUACAAGUAAAGCACUGCCUGCAUCUAAAUUAAUCAAAAACACCCAAAAUAAAAACUGAACUAUUUACUCACGUAUUAGCUAAUGAAUAUUAAGUUAUUCAAUAUGGGGGCGCCCACGAAAGACGGCAUGAAACGUGAUUUGGAAGAAGUGAUCGCGUAUGACAAGGCAAGCGGUGGCUUUUGUGCAGAGUUAAAGGCAAAGCAGGUCAACGCUCUUCGUACAGCAUACAAGCAACAAGAUGUCAUUGCAAUCUAAUCGACUGAAUAUGAAAAGAAAAGUAAAAGACAGUCAACAAGACAGAGAUGCAAGAUAGAGAAAAAGGUGCGAGAGCACAACAGGAAAGUAAAGAAAGAGGAUAAAAAGAAAGGACGUAAAAGAAAGUCAAAAGACCCUGGUGUUCCAAACAGUUUACCAUUUAAGGAAUCUAUUCUGAAGGAAGCUGAGGAUAGAAAGAAACGAAUUCAGGAAGAACAAGAACGAGCAAAAGCAAGACGAAAAAAACAGAGAGAGAAGAUAAUGGACAAAAAGAGGAACUUGGCAAGCCUGACACAAGAUGCACAGAGGCGUGGCGCAGCUUUUGAUAGGAAGACAUCUAUGAAGAAAGAUGCCGGAUCACAACAUAUUGAUGGAAAAGCUGUAGAAGGGUCUCUCAAAGCAUUUUAUAAGGAAUUUAAAAAGGUUGUUGACUCGGGUGAUGUCAUUCUGGAAGUUCUGGAUGCCAGGGACCCUCAGGGAAGCAGAUGCCAGGAAGUAGAAGAAGCAGUGUUCAAUGCUGGCACUAAUAAAAAACUGGUUCUUGUACUCAAUAAAAUAGAUUUGGUUCCAAGAGAGAAUGUUGAGGCUUGGUUGAAGUAUUUGCGAAAUGAGUGCCCAACUGUAGCCUUUAAGGCUUGUACCCAGACACAGAAUGAAAACUUGUCUCGCACUAAGGUGCCCCUGGAUCUUGCCAGUGACGACCUGAGAAAGUCCAGCAGAUGUCUUGGGGCAGACAUGUUGAUGAAGCUGCUGGGCAAUUACUGCAGAAAUGCUGACAUUAAAACCACAAUACGUGUUGGUGUUGUAGGUUUUCCAAACACUGGGAAGAGUAGCAUCAUUAACAGUUUGAAGAGAUCAAAGGCUUGUAAUGUUGGAAGUACACCUGGUGUGACAAGGUUGAUGCAGGAGGUGCAGCUUGACAAACACAUAAAGCUGUUGGACAGUCCUGGCAUUGUCAUGGCAACAGGAACAUCAGAUACAUCAGUUAUCCUCCGAAACUGUGUUAGGCUAGAGGGCCUUCCUGAUCCAAUCUCACCUGUUGAUGCCAUUCUGAAAAGGUGCGACAAGAAGCAGAUGAUGCUUCAUUACAACUUGGCUGACUACAAAGAUGUGAAUGAAUUCUUAUCACUACUUGCCACUCGUUUGGGAAAACUGAAGAAAGGAGGGUUACCUGAUGUGGACAAAGCUGCCAGAGUUGUUUUACAGGACUGGACCAAUGGGAAGAUAACAUAUUUCACGCAUCCCCCAGAGCAGCACACAUUACCUACCCACGUCAGUGCAGAGUUUGUACAACAAAUGGCAACAGCUUUUGACAUCUCUACAAUAACAGAUCAGGAGAAGGAUAUGCUCCAAGGGCUAGAAAUGAAGAACACUCAACAAAUGGUAGUGAAUUCCUUUGGACCCAUGAAAGGUGUGGUUAGUGAAGAGGAAAUUGUCGAGGAUGCUGCCAUGUCAGAUGAGGAGAAGCCACCCACAGAAGAGGAAGAGGACGAAGGCAUGGAGCACUCUGAGGAUGACUGGGAGGAUGAAGAGGAGUUGAAAGAUGUGACAGUAUCAUUGCCAGGUAGUGGGGCAACUACAAGAUCCACACAAAGUCUUGUUGGAACAGGAAAACCUGGAAAAAAAUCUUCCAGAAUGGCAGUAAAUGAGCAGCUCAACAAGAGCAGGAAAAAAGAUUACAAGAAAAUGAAGAAGAAGCGGAAAAAAGCAGAUAUGUUAGCUGGAAAACUCUCUGAUGCAUUGACAGAGGCAAUGAGUUUUGGAGCUGAUGAUAAAUAUGACUUUACUGCGAUGUGACAUUUCCUGUGAUGAAAGACGAUAAGCUGUGUGCUGGUUACAUGGAAUGAGAACCACACCUGCACAUGAGGUCCGUCACCCAACUCUUUAACACAGUGAAUCUGAUGAGACUGAGUGACUGUGGAUUACGAAAUAAAAUUACCUGUGAAU